Messenger RNA from Antrostomus carolinensis (chuck-will's-widow), 1789 nucleotides. RefSeq names its product solute carrier organic anion transporter family member 5A1 (gene SLCO5A1). The record is from RefSeq and is a predicted model, not a curated record. Lineage: Eukaryota; Metazoa; Chordata; Aves; Caprimulgiformes; Caprimulgidae. The transcript is spliced from 8 exons. Gene Ontology annotation, biological process: transmembrane transport; sodium-independent organic anion transport. Gene Ontology annotation, molecular function: protein binding. Gene Ontology annotation, cellular component: basolateral plasma membrane. Bases 1 to 1605 code for a protein of 534 amino acids.
AUGAACCCUGGCGUGAACUGCAACACAUUAGUGGUUUACAGCCAGGCUUUGGGAGCUCUUUGUUGGGGAAGGAGAGAAUUGGACAGCCAGGGCAGUGAGAGGUGGAGUGGAUUUCUCCUUUGUGCCAUUGCAAUGCUCCUUGUGAUAUUUCCCAUGUUUACCUUUCCGAAAAAGCUCCCUCCUCGACAUAAAAAAAAGAAAAAGAAAAAGAAGAUGAACUCUGAUGAUGUUUCAAGUGAUGAUGAAGUCAUGAAAGAGAAAACAAAUAGCAAAAUACAAGCAGACAGUGCAGUUCCUGCUUCUAUGGGAUUUGGAAAGAAUGUUAAAGAGCUUCCAAGAGCAGCUGUCAGGAUCUUAAGCAACAUGACAUUCCUUUUUGUGAGUUUGUCAUACACAGCUGAGAGUGCCAUUGUCACAGCCUUUAUUACCUUCAUUCCCAAGUUCAUCGAGUCACAGUUUGGCAUCCCAGCUUCCAAUGCCAGCAUCUACACUGGUGUGAUUAUUGUCCCAAGUGCUGGUGUUGGUAUUGUCCUAGGCGGCUAUAUCAUUAAAAAACUGAAACUUGGUGCGAGAGAGUCUGCAAAGUUGGCUAUGAUAUGCAGUGGUGUGUCUCUGCUCUGCUUUUCAACUCUCUUCAUUGUUGGAUGUGAAAGCAUUAAUCUAGGGGGAAUAAAUAUACCUUACACAACUGGUCCCACUCUUGCCAUGGCCCACAGGAAUCUGACUGGGAGCUGUAAUGUUAACUGUGGAUGUAAGAUUCAUGAGUACGAACCUGUCUGUGGAUCAGAUGGAAUAACAUACUUUAAUCCUUGCCUAGCUGGCUGCAUCAAUGGUGGAAACCACAGCACAGGGGUAAGAAAUUACACAGAAUGUGCCUGUGUCCAGAGUCGCCAGGUGAUCACUCCUCCGACAGUGGGCCAGCGCAGUCAGCUCCGGCUGGUUAUUGUCAAAACCUACCUGAAUGAGAAUGGCUACGCUGUUUCUGGGAAGUGUGAUCGAACCUGCAACACGCUUAUCCCGUUCCUGAUAUUUCUCUUCAUUGUUACCCUUAUAACAGCGUGUGCCCAGCCAUCAGCAAUCAUAGUGACACUCAGGUCUGUGGAAGACGGGGAGCGGCCCUUUGCACUAGGGAUGCAGUUUGUUUUAUUACGAACUCUUGCUUACAUUCCCACUCCAAUUUAUUUUGGGGCUGUUAUUGACACCACGUGCAUGCUUUGGCAACAGGAUUGCGGUGUACAAGGAUCUUGUUGGGAAUACGAUGUCACCUCGUUUCGUUUUGUCUACUUUGGGUUGGCAGCUGCCCUCAAGUUUGUGGGAUUCUUUUUUAUUUUCCUGGCCUGGUAUUCCAUUAAGUGUAAAGAAGAGCAACUGCAGAGACAGAGAUGGAGGGCUUCACCGGUGAACACUGUGAGUGAGAUGGUUGGCCAAGUUGGACCCCAACAAAACUAUGCACGGACUAGAUCCUGCCCUACCUUCAGCUCCCAAGGAGAUAUAAGUGUGGCACAAGGAAUGAACUGCAUAGCACAGACAUACCCAGGCCCUUUUUCAGAAGCAAUAAAUUCCUUAAAUGAAAAUGCAUUGGAGGAAGUCACUGCUGAGAUAUAGACCCCUGGCUUGGUAAUGUAAUAUUUAGUUUUGUUGGUUGACUUAAUUAUGGCGCCUUGUAAAACACCUGUGCCUUCUAUUUUUAAUCUCAAUGUAACAUGUAAGAAAACCAACAAAGCUUAAUGCAAACAACUAUAGUAUGUUCCUGAGGGCUGGAUACCUCAAACCAACCCAAGUUCUUAUU